CAACUUUCUAGUCUUUCUUUUCUUUUGUUAUCUCUUGUCUGAAAAGGAAAUGAAUCUCUCAAGUUCAAGUGAAUCACUUAUUGAUGAUCUUCUAGAUGAUUACUGGUUCUUUGAGAACUUAUUUACCAGAAGGUCGAGAGUCUUAAGGUAUUGUCACUCAGAUCCUUACCCAUCUUCUUCUUCUUCUUUGACAUCUCCUGAAAAAGUGGGAGAUUUAGAUGAGAAGAAGUCUUUAGAAGCCUCCACAGGGAGAUGUUUGAUCAGGGCAGCUUCUAUAGAUGGAAGAAAAGGAGAGACAAAGCAGUUCUCUGAAAAGACUAGGGUUCAAGAACCGAGACCAGUUGGAUCUUUCUUGCGGCAAAAGGAACCUGUGGUUCUUCCCAAAUCUGCUGGAUCUUGUUCUGCUCCAGGAAAGAUUCAAGAAGCUUCCACCGACCGCUGUUUGGUCCGAGCACCCUCUUUGCCGCCUCGGAUAGAAAAAAGAAAUGUUGAUUACGAGGCAAAGAAGAUGAUCAGUAAGCUGACGCGUCAGUUCUCUGAGAAGAUUAGGGUUCUAGAACCGAAGACAACGGGUGAACGUUACUUGCAUAAGAAGAAAAGGAAUAGUGAAAGGAACAUGACAGAAGGUGGUAGUAGUAGUAGUAGUAGCAGCAGCAGUGUCAAGAUUAGUUUGCAAAGAACUCAAACGAUGCCAAAUAACAUAAGAGAAGAAGAUGAACUUGAAGAUCACGAAACCGACUCAAGAAUGGGAUUCUUGAUCCGUGAAGCACUCGCUAGCUCACAAAAUGUUCCAAAGGUUUCAAUCAAUCCAAGGCAGAGACCACCAAGACAGCUGAGAUCAGAAGAAACUGUUAUGGUCAAACAAGGAAGCUCAAGUUCCAAAACGCUGCGUAAAACGGUAAGUAGCAUAGAAACAACCAAAGAGAUUCAAAGGCUGAAAGGUUAUGAUGACCAGCUGGUCGAGCCACAUGGAUUAGCUACACCGCCUAGGGUUCCAAAGGAUUCGAGGAAAGAAAUGAAGGAUCAGAUCAAGUUUUGGGCUCGGGCAGUUGCUAGUAAUGUCAGACAAGAGUGCUGAAAAUUCUUUUAACUACACUUAUUAACUUUGUGUUUUGUAUGACAAUAUUCUGUACAUAUGAUUCUUAUCUUGAACUCUUUUGUGAUCUUUUUUCUUUCUGAACCUCCUGAAAUAAUGAGAUUCCUCUGUUUAUAUGAUGAUGAUGUUCUUUUCGUUGGGGGCAAGAAGAAAGUCAUGAUUAUCAUGAAGAAAAGGAGAUGAGAGAAAAACAACAAGGAAGAACAUUAUAAUAAUCAAAUUUAUAUUGAAAACCAAAAGAAAGAACAUAAUAAUUUAUGAUUUGAUUGCGAUUUAUGAAGAGUUUCCUAGAAGCAUUCGAAUCAAAAUAUUCAUUCGAUUUUAGUAAACAUUACACGUAAAAUACGUUGAAUCAUGUUGAGUUAAAAUCUAUAUAUAAAUGUAAUAACGUGGAACUAACUAGAUUGAACCGGUUCUUGAUUGCAGAUAUCUCUCGUAAGACCAAAACAAUAAUAACUUAUGCAUUCAUUCAACUUCAGUUUCUUAUUGUUAAAUGAUUAUUUUAAAAUAUAUAUAUAUAAAUGAUAAUAACUGAAGAUCAUUUGAUAGGAUCACUAACGCAUAUCAGUUUGCACAAAAUGAUUCCAUAACAUUUUUUUUUUUGAAAAAUGAUUCCAUAACAUGUUACCGUUAAUUACGGGUUAUUGUUAGGAUGAAUAGUUGCUACCUUCCAUUUUACUAUCUUUGCGACCCAAUCAUCUUACAAAAAGAGAAACACAUGUAACAAACAGACAAAUCUCACCAGACUUUUAACACUUUUUCAGAUGACAGAAAACAGUAGGUUAGAUCAAAUCACUACGUAGAAUAAUGAAGAAACUAUGACUUUUUAAAAGCAUCAAAAAAAAGAAAACCCUGAAAAGUAGAAAAAUGAAUUUACAAAAAAGUAGCCAAUUGGUGUAAACAAACCAAAAACAAGUAGCCACUUUUUUUGAAAAUUACACAUCCUAUUCUUACUUACCCUCAUGUGAAGAGACCAUCUCUACUACGUGUAGAUCAUAGAUAAUAAAAAAUAACAUUUUGAAAGGCACCACGAAAAAAAAAACUAUAUAUGUUGUAAAGAAAUCUAAUAUUUUAUAAUCUUAACUAAAACUUAAAAAAAAAACUUAAUAUGAUAACAACCAAAAUAUCCUAUAUCAAUAAAAUUUACUAAAAUAAUAUGAUAGACACUAUUAUAUAUAAAAUUUAGUAAAAUAAUAGGGCUAUAUUAUUUAAACAAAGAAGUGUUUUACUUAUAAAUCCCAUAAAAUACAAAAUAAUAUAUGUUAAAGUAUAUAUUUAAACACAACAUGUAAAUAUAUAAAUGAUCUUUAACAUAUUUCUUUUCUAUAAUAUAAAUAAAUAAAUUUUAAAAAUGUAUUAUAGCAAAAUGUAUAAAUUAA
Molecule: messenger RNA, 2475 nt
Organism: Brassica rapa (field mustard)
Lineage: Eukaryota; Viridiplantae; Streptophyta; Magnoliopsida; Brassicales; Brassicaceae
Source: RefSeq, a predicted model, not a curated record